GAGGACAAAGGCGGCGCGCCGCCUGUGUCAUCCGCCAUUUUGUGCGAAGCAAGGUGGCCUCCACGUUCCCCGAGCGUCUUCUUCGUUUCUGCCUCGACCGCCCCUUGAUCACAGACAUGUCUCGGGAUCGGUUCCGGAGUCGCGGCGGUGGCGGUGGCGGUUUCCACCGUCGCGGAGGAGGCGGUGGCCGUGGCGGUCUCCACGAUUUCCGCUCUCCGCCGCCCGGCAUGGGCCUCAAUCAGAACCGCGGCCCCAUGGGCCCAGGCCCAGGCGGCCCUAAGCCCCCGAUUCCGCCGCCGCCUCCGCACCAGCAGCAGCAGCAGCAGCCGCCGCCGCAGCAGCAGCCGCCGCCGCCACAGCAGCCGCCGCCGCAUCAGCAGCCGCCGCCGCACCAGCCACCGCACCAGCAGCCGCCACCGCCGCCGCAGGAUUCGUCCAAGCCCGUGGUUCCUCAGGGGCCCGGCCCCGCUACCGGAGUAGGCAGCGCGCCUCCGGCCUCCGGCUCUGCCCCGCCCGCUACUCCCCCGACCACUGGGGCCCCGCCGGGACCGGGUCCCACCCCGACCCCGCCGCCCGCCGUCACCUCCGCCCCACCGGGAGCGCCUCCGCCCGCGCCGCCUAGCAGCGGCGUCCCGACCACUCCCCCCCAGGCCGGCGGCCCGCCGCCUCCACCUGCGGGCGGCCCGGGCCCCGGGCCUAAGCAGGGCCCGGGACCCGGAGGCCCCAAAGGUGGCAAGCUUCCUGGAGGGCCGAAGCCCGGCGGCGGCCCGGGCCUGAGUGCUCCCGGGGGCCACCCCAAGCCGCCGCACCGAGGAGGCGGGGAGCCCCGUGGGGGCCGCCAGCACCACCCUCCCUACCACCAGCAGCACCACCAGGGUCCCCCGCCCGGCGGGCCCGGCGGCCGCAGCGAGGAGAAGAUCUCCGACUCGGAGGGGUUUAAAGCUAACUUGUCUCUCUUGAGGAGGCCUGGAGAGAAAACCUACACACAGCGUUGUCGAUUGUUUGUUGGGAAUCUCCCCGCUGAUAUCACAGAGGAUGAAUUCAAAAGACUAUUUGCAAAAUACGGAGAACCAGGAGAAGUUUUUAUCAAUAAAGGCAAAGGAUUCGGAUUUAUUAAACUUGAAUCUAGAGCCUUGGCUGAAAUUGCCAAAGCUGAACUUGAUGAUACACCCAUGAGAGGUAGACAGCUUCGGGUUCGCUUUGCCACACAUGCUGCUGCCCUCUCUGUUCGUAAUCUUUCACCUUAUGUUUCCAAUGAACUGUUGGAAGAAGCCUUUAGCCAGUUUGGUCCUAUUGAAAGGGCUGUUGUAAUUGUGGAUGAUCGUGGUAGAUCUACAGGGAAAGGCAUUGUUGAAUUUGCUUCUAAACCAGCAGCAAGAAAAGCAUUUGAAAGAUGCAGUGAAGGUGUUUUCCUACUGACAACAACUCCUCGUCCAGUCAUUGUGGAACCACUUGAACAAUUAGAUGAUGAAGAUGGUCUUCCUGAGAAACUUGCACAGAAGAAUCCAAUGUAUCAAAAGGAGAGAGAAACGCCACCUCGCUUUGCUCAGCAUGGCACGUUUGAGUAUGAAUAUUCUCAGAGGUGGAAGUCCUUGGAUGAAAUGGAAAAACAGCAAAGGGAACAAGUUGAAAAAAACAUGAAGGAUGCAAAAGACAAGUUGGAAAGUGAAAUGGAAGAUGCCUAUCAUGAGCAUCAGGCAAAUCUUUUGCGCCAAGAUCUGAUGAGACGCCAGGAAGAAUUAAGACGAAUGGAAGAACUUCACAAUCAAGAAAUGCAGAAACGUAAAGAAAUGCAAUUGAGGCAAGAGGAGGAACGACGUAGAAGGGAGGAAGAGAUGAUGAUUCGCCAACGUGAGAUGGAAGAACAAAUGAGACGCCAAAGAGAAGAAAGUUAUAGCCGGAUGGGCUACAUGGAUCCAAGAGAAAGAGACAUGAGAAUGGGUGGUGGAGGAGCAAUGAACAUGGGAGAUCCCUAUGGUUCAGGAGGCCAGAAAUUUCCACCUCUAGGUGGUGGUGGUGGCAUAGGUUAUGAAGCUAAUCCUGGAGUUCCACCAGCAACUAUGAGUGGUUCCAUGAUGGGAAGCGACAUGCGUACUGAGCGCUUUGGGCAGGGAGGUGCGGGGCCUGUGGGUGGACAGGGUCCUAGAGGAAUGGGCCCUGGAACUCCAGCAGGAUAUGGUAGAGGGAGAGAAGAGUAUGAAGGCCCAAACAAAAAACCCCGAUUUUAGAUGUGAUAUCUAGGCUUUCAUUCCAGUUUGUUUUUGUCUUUUCUUGUUUAGAUACCACUUUUAAAUUCUUGCAUUUUAGUAAGAAAGCUACCUUUUUAUGGAUGUUAGCAGUUUAUUGACCUAAUAUUUGUAAAUGGUCUGUUUGGGCAGGUAAAAUUAUGUAAUGCAGUGUUUGAAACAGGAGAAAAGUUUUUUCUUUUUACUUUUUCUUUUCUCUCCUUUUUUUUUUUUCUUUUUUUUUAAACUGUAUAAUGUCCCUCAAGUUAAUGGCAGUGUACCUUGUGCCACCGAAUUUCCAAAGUGUACCGAUUUUUUUUUUACUGUGCUUCAAAUAAAUAGAAAAAUAGUUAUAAUACUGAUCUUCAACUUUGCCAUUCAUGCUUCUAUGCACAUUAGGCUAGGUAUUCCACUUUGAAAGCAUGAGAGUGUUGAGGCCUUUGAAUGGCAGGCAUAUGCCAUUUCUGGGAAAUGUAUGUGGAGGCUAAGUAUUGCUUUCUACAAGUAAUUGCCCCCUUGUUUUAAAAAGAAGAAAUGCAGAUUUGAAGUAGUUCACGAUUGUUCGGCAUUAUAGGAAGCAAGCUGGUGCUAAGUAUUUUUAAAUGGUUAUGUAAGCAAAGCUGAACUGUAAAUCUUCAUUCAGGAAUAUGUAUUAAGAUUAUGGAAUGGGUAUAAGACUUGGUAGGGGGAGAAAGUGGGUUUGGUUAAUGGAUCUUUUAUGGCCCUAUGAUCUAUCCUUGGAAGUUUUUGAAAAAAGUGGAAAGAUCAUUUUGUCGCAUUUUCCCUAUUCUUGUUUUUAAAAGAACAACAAAUCCCAAGCCCUACAAAUGGCUUGUAUUGAACUUUUACAUUUGAAUUAAAGAUUGUUAAACAUAA
Messenger RNA from Marmota monax (woodchuck), 3101 nucleotides. RefSeq names its product splicing factor proline and glutamine rich (gene Sfpq). NCBI's taxonomy places the organism in Eukaryota, Metazoa, Chordata, Mammalia, Rodentia, Sciuridae. The record is from RefSeq and is a predicted model, not a curated record. Gene Ontology annotation, cellular component: nucleus. Gene Ontology annotation, molecular function: RNA binding. Bases 117 to 2228 code for a protein of 703 amino acids. Gene Ontology annotation, biological process: regulation of DNA-templated transcription. The transcript is spliced from 10 exons.